Penicillium brevicompactum is the source of this 750-nucleotide messenger RNA. Its product is annotated as RTA1 domain-containing protein. The coding region runs from base 1 to 750 and encodes 249 amino acids. NCBI's taxonomy places the organism in Eukaryota, Fungi, Ascomycota, Eurotiomycetes, Eurotiales, Aspergillaceae. The record is from RefSeq and is a predicted model, not a curated record. Gene Ontology annotation, cellular component: membrane. The transcript has a single exon.
AUGAAGCUAACGAUCCGCACAGGUGAAACCUUCGGUUACUAUGGUCGAGCAUGGUCUCAUGAAUCCCGAUUCGAGAUCAGUUCAUGGGCACUACAAGAAAUGCUUAUCCUCUGUGCCCCACCCCUCGUCGCAGCCACAGUCUACAUGGUCCUCGGCCGCAUCAUACGCUCCUUCGGCGCCGAACAUCUCUCAAGCAUGCGCGUCAAGUGGCUCACCUUUGUGUUUGUCAUGAACGAUGUCCUGUGCUUUUGUACGCAGCUCGGAGGUGCGGGUGUCCAGGUGACAGGUGACGAACAAAUCAUGAAGAUCGGCAAGAAAGUUGUAUUGGCAGGCUUGAUCUUCUCCUUGGUCGUCUUUGCCUUCUUUAUCUACAUUGCAGCAAAGUUCCAUCGACGUCUCCAGCAAAGGCCGACUCCUAUUCUCAACCACUAUCCCGAUCUGCCAUGGCAGCGAUACAUGUGGGCGAUCUACGUUUCCUGUGUUGCGUUGAUGGUGCGCAACCUGAUGCGAACGAUUCAGUUCGGAGCUGGCCAGAAGACCGAUGUCAACACUAAGGAGGUUUAUAUCUAUGUGUUUGAUGCUUUCUUGAUGUUCUUUGCAAUGCUUGUUCUUAUCAUCUACCACCCUGGCAGAUUGAUCAAGAGGGCUCGUCGUCUGACCAAGAAUGGCAUGUUCGAUCAGACUAGCGAUGGCAACUCAGCGCAUAUACUAUUGUCGGAAUGUGAGAUGGGACAGCGCUCAGCUAAAUGA